Schistosoma haematobium is the source of this 2093-nucleotide messenger RNA. RefSeq lists its product as uncharacterized. NCBI's taxonomy places the organism in Eukaryota, Metazoa, Platyhelminthes, Trematoda, Strigeidida, Schistosomatidae. The coding region runs from base 650 to 2029 and encodes 459 amino acids. The record is from RefSeq and is a predicted model, not a curated record. The transcript has 8 exons.
UGUGGUUGAAUUCAAUUCAAAUCUAAAAAUGUCUUCAUUUGACCGCUUCUGAAAAUUUUCACGAAUCGUCGAUGUGACGCACCAAUCAUCUUGCGACUGUUUGACCUUCAAGUGCUCGCAACCUCCGUCAGUGAACGAUAGUCCUGAAGCGUUGCCACUCUGUUUAGGUCUCCAUACGAUUUUUUACAAUUGCCAGCAAUACGUAUAUCUACUCUAGACCACAACUUGUCAACUUCCGAAUGUCAUUACUGAAGUAGUUCUGAACAACUUUUUUGGUGUUUGUAUCCUGCUUGUUAUCAUAUUUUUAUUUCAGACUGCAUCUCUGACCACAAGAUCACAUACUUAACUUGCUGAACAAAUACCUAUGAACUACACCUUUGUUUUCUUGUGCUAUCGUUCAUCAUUGAGGUAAGAGCACCCUCAGACUACAAGUGCCACAUCACUGAUGACUUUAAUACACUGAGAAAAAUCAAGCAUAUUUUAUUUGCUCUGGACAGCAAUAAAGGGCUAGAGUUUACUUCAGUAUUUAUGUGAAAAAAGGCUAUAAAUAUCCUAUAGUAGUUACUACAAUUAUCAUUUCUUUAAUAAAUACAGAAGUUUAACAAAUUUCUUAACGAGUAAUCCGAAUACGUUAAUUUUCGAUCGUAAAAUGUCAGCUUCUGAAGCAUGCAAAAAGUCUCUUGUUACCUUGGAGUCACACCUUAGAGACGAACAUACUAAUUCAGAAACUUUGAAAUUUUCUGCUAACAGCGUACUUACAGUUGAUGGAAAGAAACCAAGUCCACUAGAGGAAGUCGAAAUUUUGGAUACCAUAGCUACGUACAUAAUGCUGAAAAACGAAGAGGAUGUGAAGUAUCGUUUGUUCUUCGAAGUCUUUCCUGCUGAUAAGGAUAUUAGCACUGACUGUUUGUACUUCCUGAUAAAAUUAUCAUCGUUAGCUAUUUGUCUUGGGCUAUCCCCAGUACUCGAAAUUGUUUCUUUGUGGCUAAAGGUCCGAGUUUGCCAACUUUAUGCUUCCUCAGCACUACAGUCAGCUAAUUAUUUACCUUACAUUUCGUAUGAAAUUAUUGAGGAGUUUGUUACAGCGCUUACAUCCGAUAUGCUCAGUAUACAGGCAUCUCCAUUAACUUCGAAUCCAACAUUGUCGAAAAACGAUAUUAUCCAGAGUGGAGAUCCAAACAAAGACAACCCAUUAUACACUAUCCCAUCAGUAUCACCUGUAUUCGCAGACGCAUUUUUGUCUGGAGUUACUUUGGUUUAUGGGUUCUAUCCUUCCCUAAAAUCAUCCGUUUGCAAUUUUCCUGUAACGCACGAAGCAACCAAAAUUCCUCCUCCGCAGAUUAUUUUAUGUAUCUCCAACUGGUUAAGACUUUCGAGGAUUUCGAAGCAGCAUCAACCUGGAACUAAUCCACUCAGCAGCUGGACCAGUAUAGAUUGGCCAAGUGCAGCUAGACGUUAUAAGUUUCUCAACCAUCCCCGCUUUUCUGUUGAUCAGAUUUUGAUGUUUCAACCACCUCCCCCACUUUGCCUAAUAUGGUGGACUAUUUUUGAACCACUAAGACAUAUAAUGCGUUACUCUUGCAAAUCGAAACAAGAUGACAGUGGCAAGUUGAUAUCCAGCUGUAUUUCAGAACUACAUUAUGAACUUCUGCAGUGUUUGUCAGAACCUGCCAGUCUUGCUUCCCACCGUCAUGGCAGUGGAGUUCCCGGACAGUCUGGAUUUUCAACUUGGCUUCUUACAUGUUCGCGAAAGAUGGAGUAUACAAAAGAAUUUUACUAUAUGGAAUCAAUGAUUACUCAAGUUCAUGAACAGUGUAACUUGAUUAGUUCGCUACCGAAACAUGAAUCGUCAGGGGAUAAACAAAUUGAUUUUUUAGAACUAAUGAUCAUUCGAUUAGCAGAAUUUAUGCAAAUUUGUUGGGUUAGUGGACGGAUACGCAAUUUAAGUUCAGAUGAGUUUUACAAACUUCUUGCUCCAUUAGGAUGUCAUAGUUGGAUUGAUCUUAUUCUUACACGUUUCAAAAGAUAAUUACGUCUCCCUGUUAAGUGUGUACAUCCCAUGUAUUAAAAAAGAAAUGGAAAUUGUAUUAAAA